This is a messenger RNA of Lactuca virosa, 861 nucleotides long. The record is from the annotation of a GenBank genome assembly. Lineage: Eukaryota; Viridiplantae; Streptophyta; Magnoliopsida; Asterales; Asteraceae.
AUGUUGGUCAAGUCUUAUAGGAUGGUAAGAGACAGUCUUCACGAAAAUCCUGGUGCUAAUUUGAAGUUAAGAUUAAUCGGAAAAAGAGAACAAGAUGGAAGGACAUAUAACUUACCAACUUCUUCGGAGGUAGCCGCUUUAAUUGUUGGUGACAUUUCUGAUUCAGUUGAAAAAAGAGACAUUGUUGUUCAAACCUCAUCAGGAUUACUUCAGCGUAUCAGUGAAUUACAUCCUUCUUACCUUGCUCUUCAGUAUCCAUUACUAUUUCCAUAUGGUGAUGAUGGUUACAGAGUUGACAUCCUUCAUAGAGGUAUUACAUCUUCAAGUAAUAGCAAGCGCCCAACGUGUACAAUGAGAGAAUUUUUUGCUUACAGAAUUCAAGAUAGAGAUCAAUCGUUCUCACUACUUCUCAAUGCAAAAAGGUUGUUCCAACAAUUUUUGGUUGAUGGUUAUACAAUGAUUGAAAGUGAGAGAUUAUUUUUCAUACGUAAGCAACAAAAAAUUCUUAGAUGUGAGUCUUAUGAGAAAUUGCGUAAUCACCAAGCACUCGGGAGUACAGAUAUAUCGAACGUCGGGCAACGUGUGAUCUUACCUUCUUCAUUUACCGGUGGUGCACGCUAUAUGAUGCAAAACUAUUUGGAUGCCAUGUUGCUUUGUAAAUGGUUUGGAUAUCCUGAUUUCUUCAUAACCUUUACGUGUAAUCCAAAAUGGCCAGAAGUUCAAAGGUUUCUUAAGGACACUCCACUUCAUCCAGAAGAUAGACCGGAUAUAUUAUGUAGGUUAUUUAAGAUCAAGUUGGAUGCAUUUAUUAAAGAUUUAAGGGAAAAUAAAAUUUUCGACACGGUUCAAGCAGGUAUUUAA